Histoplasma mississippiense is the source of this 5244-nucleotide messenger RNA. RefSeq names its product DNA-directed RNA polymerase II largest subunit. Lineage: Eukaryota; Fungi; Ascomycota; Eurotiomycetes; Onygenales; Ajellomycetaceae. Gene Ontology annotation, molecular function: DNA binding. The transcript has 5 exons. Gene Ontology annotation, biological process: transcription by RNA polymerase II. The coding region runs from base 1 to 5244 and encodes 1747 amino acids. The record is from RefSeq and is a predicted model, not a curated record. Gene Ontology annotation, cellular component: RNA polymerase II, core complex.
AUGGCGUCUGUCAAUUUCCCUUACUCGAAGGCGCAGUUGCGCACAAUUAAGGAAAUACAGUUUGGCCUUCUUUCGCCGGAGGAGAUCAAAAGGAUGAGCGUUGUCCAUGUUGAGUACCCGGAGACUAUGGAUGAGCAACGACAGCGCCCACGAGAGAAAGGUCUAAAUGACCCUCGUCUUGGCACCAUUGAUCGAAAUUGGCGCUGCGCUACCUGUGAAGAAGGGAUCAAUGAUUGCCCUGGACAUUUUGGUCAUAUCGAGCUAUCUACUCCUGUGUUCCAUAUUGGUUUCCUGACUAAGAUCAAGAAACUGUUGGAAACUGUUUGCCACAACUGUGGAAAGAUCAAGGCAAAUACGACCGAUCAAAAGUAUUUGGAAGCGCUCCGUUUCCGCGAUCCAAAGAGACGUUUUGAUGCGAUUUGGCGUUUGUCAAAAGAUGUCUUGAUUUGCGAAGCUGACCCUAGUCCCGAUGAUGACGAACCGUUCGCCAAAGAACCUUCCAAGCCUGUGCGCUCCCAUGGUGGUUGCGGAAAUAUACAACCUCAAAUACGUAAGGAGGGAAUUAGUUUGGUUGGGACCUGGAAACCUAGCAAGAAUCGUGAUAUGAUGGAUGAUAUGGAUGUACAACAACCAGAGAAAAGACAGAUUACUCCACAGAUGGCCCUCAACAUAUUCAAGACCAUCUCGGAAGAAGAUGUUCGUUUGAUGGGGUUGAGCAAUGAUUAUGCAAGGCCUGAGUGGAUGAUUAUCACAGUUCUUCCCGUACCUCCACCUCCAGUUCGUCCCAGUGUUCUAAUCGGCGGGAGUGGAAGCGGUCAGCGUGGAGAAGACGACUUGACAUAUAAACUGGCAGAGAUUGUGCGCGCGAAUCAGAAUGUCACCCGAUGCGAACAGGAAGGAUCUCCUGAGCACGUGGUCCGUGAAUUUGAGUCUCUUUUGCAAUAUCAUGUUGCAACCUACAUGGACAAUGAUAUUGCCGGACAGCCACAAGCUAUGCAAAAGUCUAACCGACCUGUCAAAGCUAUCCGUGGCCGCUUAAAGGGUAAAGAAGGUCGCCUGCGUCAGAACUUGAUGGGCAAACGUGUCGAUUUUUCCGCACGUACGGUUAUUACUGGUGACCCGAAUUUGUCUUUGGAUGAAGUUGGAGUUCCAAUCAGCAUUGCACAAACUUUAACUUACCCCGAGGUCGUCACUCCUUUCAAUAUCGCCAAGCUAGGUGAGCUUGUGGAUAACGGCCCUGAUAUUCACCCUGGUGCCCGUUAUGUUAUUCGCAGCACUGGUGAACGCAUUGACUUGCGCCAUCAUAAGGGUGGAGGUGGGAGGAACUUCCUACAGUAUGGAUGGAGAGUGGAGCGUCAUAUCGUGGAUGGCGAUGUCAUCCUAUUCAAUCGGCAACCGUCCUUGCACAAGGAAUCUAUGAUGGGCCACCGUAUUCGUGUGAUGCCCUACUCGACUUUCCGACUAAAUCUGUCUGUCACUACACCUUACAACGCCGAUUUCGACGGUGAUGAAAUGAACUUGCAUGUUCCCCAAAGCGAAGAGGCUCGCGCUGAACUCAGUCAACUUUGUAUGGUACCAUUGCAGAUUGUAUCCCCUCAACGAAACGGUCCGUUGAUGGGUAUUGUCCAGGAUACUCUUUGUGGAAUCUACAAAAUCUGCCGUCGUGAUGUUUUCUUAACGAAAGAGCAGGUCAUGAAUAUUCUACUCUGGGUCCCUGAUUGGGACGGCGUAAUACCCCAGCCCGCAAUUUUGAAACCCCGGCCUAGAUGGACUGGAAAACAAAUGAUCAGUAUGGUCCUUCCUCCUGGUCUCAACCUCCUCCGGGUUGAUCGAGACAAGGCACCUCUUUCUGAGAAAUUCUCCCCUCUAGCUGAUGGUGGACUGUUAGUGCACGGUGGCGAACUUAUGUACGGAAUGUUUUCCAAGAAGACAGUUGGAGCCACAGGGGGGGGUGUCAUUCAUACUAUCUUCAAUGAGUAUGGGCCUGAGACGGCGAUGAAUUUCUUCAAUGGCGCCCAAACUGUAGUCAACUAUUGGCUGCUCCACCACGGCUUCAGUAUUGGAAUUGGUGAUACAAUUCCAGACCUAGCUACAAUCGAAAAGAUUGAGGAAGCAGUUCGUGUGAGAAAGGAGGAAGUCGAUGAGAUCACAGCUAGUGCAACCGACAACACCCUAGAGCCUUUGCCAGGUAUGAAUGUCCGUGAGACCUUUGAGAGCAAAGUAUCUCGCGCCCUUAACAAUGCCCGUGAUGAAGCCGGAACGGAGACCGAAAAAAGCUUCAAGGACUUGAACAACGCUGUCCAGAUGGCCCGUUCUGGUUCAAAGGGCUCGAUCAUCAACAUUUCUCAAAUGACUGCGGUUGUCGGCCAGCAAUCUGUCGAAGGCAAACGUAUUCCAUUCGGUUUCAAAUAUCGUACCUUGCCACAUUUCACAAAGGAUGAUUAUUCGCCAGAGUCUCGUGGCUUCGUCGAAAAUUCGUAUCUCCGUGGUCUAACCCCGACUGAAUUCUUCUUCCAUGCUAUGGCUGGUCGUGAAGGUCUUAUUGACACUGCCGUCAAGACAGCUGAAACUGGAUAUAUCCAGCGGAAGCUUGUCAAGGCUCUUGAAGAGGUCAUGGUUAAAUACGAUGGUACUGUGCGUAACUCGCUGGGGGAUGUUGUACAGUUCCUUUACGGAGAAGACGGUUUGGAUGGCGCACAUAUUGAAAAUCAACGCGUUGAUAUUAUCAAAUGCUCGGACGAAAGAUUCCGUGAUAGAUAUCGAGUCGAUCUGAUGGAUCCUGACAGAACUCUAUCUCCCAAUGUAUUGGAGCAAGCCACGGAAAUUGCUGGCGAUAUCGAGGUACAGAAGUAUCUUGACGAAGAAUGGGAGCAGCUCCUGAAGGACCGUGCUUUCAUGCGUAGCGUUGCCAAAGAGGACGAAGAAAUGAUGCAAUUGCCAAUUAAUGUUCAGCGUAUUCUCGAGUCGGCAAAAACUAUAUUUAGAAUUAGAGAAGGCGCCAUUAGCGACUUGCAUCCUGCAGAGGUCAUACCUCAAGUCAGAGCGAUGUUGGAACGCCUUGUCGUUGUUCGUGGUGACGAUGUGAUUUCCCGCGAAGCACAAGAAAGUGCCACAUUGCUCUUCAAGGCACAGCUCCGUUCCCGCCUUGCAUUCCGUAGACUCGUUGUGGAAUAUUCACUUAACAGACUCGCAUUCCAGCACGUAUUGGGUGCUAUUGAAAGUCGAUUCUCCAAGGCGAUGGCGAACCCUGGUGAAAUGGUUGGUGUUUUGGCUGCACAAUCAAUUGGAGAGCCAGCAACACAGAUGACCCUGAAUACUUUCCAUUUUGCUGGUGUCUCGUCCAAGAACGUCACCCUUGGUGUGCCUCGUUUGAAGGAAAUUCUCAAUGUUGCCACUAAUAUCAAAACCCCUUCUAUGACUGUCUAUCAAGACCCUAGUCGCGCCAUGGACAAGGAAUCUGUCAAACAACUCCGUAGUGUUGUUGAGCAUACCAGUUUGAGGUCGGUUACAGAAACAACAGAGAUCUACUACGAUCCCGAUAUCCAAUCUACCGUGAUUGAAGCGGACCGCGACAUGGUUGAAUCAUACUUCAUUAUCCCUGAAGAUGUCGCAGAUGAUUCGAGCCGUCAAUCCAAAUGGUUACUUAGAAUCAUUCUUAGCCGGCCGAAGCUCCUGGACAAAAGUCUUACGGUUCAAGAUGUUGCAAUGAAAAUCAAAGACGCUUAUCCGCAAGAUAUUGCGGUUAUAUUUAGCGAUAAUAACGCUGAUGAGCAGGUCAUUCGUAUUCGACAAAUUCAAGACUCUAAGCAGGAUGACGAUGAUGAUGACACCGAAUAUGACGUGACACUAAAGAAGCUGGAAAGUCAUUUGCUUGAUACCCUUACUUUACGAGGGGUGGCUGGCAUUGAACGUGCUUUCAUCAAUGAGAAAUCGAGAGUUCGCGUCUUAGAGGAUGGAUCUCUGCAUCAAAGCGCUGAUGACCCUCUAUGUAAGGAGUGGGUUCUAGAAACCAGUGGAUCGGCACUCGGCGAAGUCUUGACCAUCCCUGGCGUGGAUACAACUCGCACGUAUUCUAACCAGUUCAUUGAGAUUCUGGAAGUAUUCGGUAUCGAAGCUACUCGUACUGCACUUUUGCGAGAGUUAACCCAGGUGCUUGCUUUUGAUGGAUCGUACGUCAAUCAUCGUCAUUUGGCCCUCCUUGUCGAUGUUAUGACUUCACGAGGCUUCCUUAUGGCAGUAACUAGACAUGGUAUCAACCGUGCUGAUACUGGUGCUUUGAUGCGAUGUUCAUUUGAGGAAACAGUGGAGAUUCUACUUGAUGCCGCUGCAUUUGCAGAGUUAGAUGACUGCCGUGGGGUAUCUGAGAACCUGAUCUUGGGACAGAUGGCACCAGCUGGAACUGGGGAGUUUGAUGUCUACCUUGAUCAGGAUAUGCUUAUGGGAGUCGUUUCGAGCAACGCUGGUCUAAUGGCGGCAGAUGGCAAAGGAUUACUCAGUGAUGGAGCUGCCACACCUUAUGAUAGCAGCUCCCCAUUGCAGGACAACAUGUACAUUGGCACACCAGACCCUGACUCCAAUUUCUCACCUAUCAGACAAGCUGGAUCUGAGACCCCUGCAGGGUUCACUGAAUAUCAGCCUUCCGGAUUUAGUGGUGGUUUUAGCCCUCAUGGCGCGAGAAGCCCCGGUGGAGGCUAUUCGCCUAGCAGUCCUUUCAAUACCAGCCCGACCUCUCCUCGCUAUUCUCCAUCCUCUGGGUACUCUCCAACCUCUCCUGGUAUGAGCAUUACGAGUCCUCGAUUCAUGUCCUCUCCUGGGUUUUCGCCAGCCAGUCCAGCUUUCGCGCCAACUUCGCCUGCCUAUUCGCCAACCUCUCCGAGCUAUCAACAAUCACCGACUUCGCCAUCGUAUUCGCCUACGUCUCCUGGUUUCUCUCCCACGUCACCUAGUUACAGUCCAACGUCUCCCAGUUUUAGCCCUGCUUCUCCUGCUUUUAGCCCUACUUCUCCUAGUUAUAGCCCUACAAGUCCUGCGCUCGGAGUUUCGACUGGCAGACACCUUUCUCCAACUUCCCCUACCUCUCCUAAAUAUACUCCUACUUCCCCUGGUUGGUCUCCAACCAGUCCAGAGACCUACUCACCCACCUCACCCAACUUCUCUGGCUCACCAACUUCUCCGGGAGGUCCAACAUCCCCUGGCUACAGCCCGACCUCCCCCACUUUCAACCCUAUAUCUCCACGCCAGUAG